AAUGUGAACACGUUUCUCCGUGAACACAACGCUUCAAGUUUCUAUAAAACCCAGAGUAUUGACUGUUCGUUACGUCACUACGAAGAAGCGACAACAUGCGGCCGAUCUUGGUUCUGUUCUGUCUUCUGCUGGCGUUUGGGCUCACAGCUGCUUUGCGCAUCACGGUAAAAGGGGAAUGCCCGGAAGCAGAUUAUCAACAGAGUUUACAAACUUGUACAGAGAUCGUACCGAACACUGUUGAAAAAGCCCUUGUGGACAUGACUGAUGAGGAGAGACAGGCAGUGUGCUCAUAUUAUGUUGACGCAGUUAUGUGUAUACAAGGUAUACUCAACGUGUGUGAAGACUCGCCGAAGUUAAUGCUCCAUGGUAAUAGCAUGGAUGAAAUGAAAUCUUUAGUUAAGGAGCAACACAGAGAUAUUGAGAAGUUUUGUGGUGUGACAUUGGAGUAACAACGCACAGCAAAGAACUAUACUUCAUGAUGAUUUCUUUAAUACUCCGUCAACGAGAUUUAAUGCUCUCCCAGUAAAUUAACAUUUUUCGCUAUUAUAACUAUUGCAACAUCCGUCUAUAAACUAUGAUACAUGCUAAUUUCAAUUUGUGAUUAAAGAAGAUAUCAUAUAAUA
Molecule: messenger RNA, 623 nt
Organism: Gigantopelta aegis
Lineage: Eukaryota; Metazoa; Mollusca; Gastropoda; Neomphalida; Peltospiridae
Exons: 4
Coding region: 96-449 (117 amino acids)
Source: RefSeq, a predicted model, not a curated record